This is a messenger RNA of Oncorhynchus kisutch (coho salmon), 836 nucleotides long. Its product is annotated as cytochrome P450 3A27-like. The coding region runs from base 237 to 821 and encodes 194 amino acids. The transcript is spliced from 5 exons. Gene Ontology annotation, molecular function: heme binding; steroid hydroxylase activity; iron ion binding. Lineage: Eukaryota; Metazoa; Chordata; Actinopteri; Salmoniformes; Salmonidae. The record is from RefSeq and is a predicted model, not a curated record.
UUCCGACGGGAUACAAUAACAACUUGUAACCUGCACGGUCUCAAACAGAGCACGGAGAAGAGCAGCGGUCGGUAGUCGAGAUCUGCCGCGUCACAGAAGAAUCACACUAAAACCUGAUCAGAAAAAAACAACUCAAAAUCUGUCAGACCAUCGGAGAAGUGAACUCGAACGAGACUGAGAGAAAACGGAGCCUUUGUUUUCAGAAGCAGCAGGGAGCCGAACCGGAGGAAAAGAUUAUGAGUUUUCUGCCAUACUUCUCCGCUGAGACCUGGACUAUCCUGGCCCUCCUCAUCACCCUCAUUGUAGUGUACGGGUACUGGCCCUAUGGUGUAUUCACUAAGAUGGGUAUCCCUGGUCCCAAACCCCUACCUUACUUUGGCACAAUGAUGGGGUAUAGAAAGGGCAUCACUAACUUUGACACAGAGUGCUUUCAGAAGUACGGGAGAAUCUGGGGGAUCUAUGAUGGGAGGCAGCCUGUUCUGUGUACCAUGGACAAAAGCAUGAUCAAGACCGUCCUGAUUAAAGAGUGUUACAACAUCUUCACCAACCGCAGGAACAUCAUUCUGAAUGGUGAGCUGUUUGAUGCGGUGUCCGUUGCCGAGGACGAUACAUGGAGACGGAUCCGCAGUGUCCUCUCACCUUCCUUUACCUCUGGACGACUGAAAGAGGUAGAACCAUCCCUCCAUCUCUCCCUUUCUAUGUUUUACCAACUCAUUAUAGCUUGUUAUAAACUCUAUAAACUCCUUAUAGCUUGUUAUAAACUCUUUAUAAACUCUAUAGCUUGUUAUAACUCUUCAUUAACUCAUUAUAGCUUGUUAUAAACUCUAUAAACUCCU